UUCAAUUUGGAGAUUGGAGAGUAGGGUUUUCCGUUUUCCAAUUUGAAACACCAGUACACGUCUUCUUCUCCCCAAUUUUCCGAUCUACCCUGUCCAUGUCUCUGUUCCUCCUGCGGUCGCUUCAAACCCUCUCUUUCCUCCCCCUUUCUCCAGCAUAAAAUCGUAAUUCCCCAGUUCCCCACACGAAUCCUCUCUUGCUCUUCCUAUUUCCUUUACUCAUAUCCUGCUCUCUUCUCUGCUGGUUGGGGGAUUUUGGUUGUAAGCGCAAGUACAGUAAAGGCACGAACAGGGCACGGACAGUGAAGAAAAUAUCUUUUGUGGGAAGGGUCUAAGUUUAUGCAUCUGUCGGCUGUUUCAGAAUGCACUUAAAAUAGAGAGUAUGCACAGAUGGAGUGCCAUAAUGCCAAUGAUGUGAAGGGACGUAGUGGGAAGGACGUAGUUCCUUCGAGCAGUUGAACGAAAAUAAAGUUCCAGUUAUGUUGGCAGUAGCAUAAGGAGUAUCAGGAAUUUUUUUUUUCUUAAAGGAGUCCUGGCCUUAUCAAGUAAUGUGGACGAAUGUCUUCAAAAUUGGAGGCCUACAUCACAUUUCCUGGUUCCAGUUUCUACCUUUUGAAUCUGAUCCAAGCUCCCUGUCUGAGAAAAGUGUGAAAGCAGAGCAGAAAGAUGCUGCUACAUUGUCGGUGCUUUCAUCUCAUCUGCAAUUGCAGAAGGAAGGAUUUCUUAGCACAUGGACCAAUUCCUUUGUUGGUCCCUGGGAUCCAUCUCAAGGAAUGCACAACCCUGAUGAGAAAAUCAAGCUCUGGCUUUUUCUUCCUGGACGUCAUUCAUCUGUUAUUGAAUCUGCCCAGGCUGCAUUGUCCAGAUUAAGAGUUGUAGGAUCUGGACUUUGGUUGGCCCCUGGUGACUCAGAGGAGGUUGCUACAGCUUUAUCUCAAGCUCUCCGGAAUUGUAUAGAAAGGGCGAUGAGAGGGCUUUCUUAUGUGAGAUUUGGAGAUGUAUUUGCAAGGUGCCAUUCAUUUUCACAGAGGGAAAAAAUUUUCAGGAGAGUGCAGCCAACAGUUGAGUUUAUCUUUGCAGCAACUGAAGAGGCAAUCUUUGUGCAUGUCAUUAUAUCUGCAAAGCAUAUCAGGAUUCUUUCUGGUGAUGACAUGGAAAGAGUAUUGGGACACCUCUCUUCUAAGAAAUCUGGAGGAAGGCUUCCAGUUAUUGUUGCUCCUCAUGGAAUGCGAGGAAGGCUGACAGGAUGCUGUCCGAGUGAUCUUGUGAAGCAAGUUUACUACAGUUCCAGCAAGGUGAAGCCUUCAAAUGGAUUUCCUGUUCCUGGCAUACCUUUCCAAGUGCAAGGCUCUGGUUGCCAACUUAGGGGGCAGAGUUGCUAUGUUGAGGUUACCCUUGGCUGUCCUGGCAAUGGAAGUGACAAGGAAUUUAGGUCGCUCUCUAAUUCCAAUGGGAAAUUUUCCAAGCCUCAUCAUGCUGAAGCACCUGCAGCGGCUAUUGGCAGGAGUGAUCUGAAGCACGGAUCAGCAGACUAUUCUCCUGUUCUUGAAAGAACAUUCAUUUAUCCAUCUGAGGCAGUCCUUGUCCCAGUCAUGCACACAAUAUUUUCCAGAUCAUCUCUGAAGAGAUUCUGGCUACAAAAUUGGGCACGCACAUCUCUAUUUGGUUCUUCUUUCUUUAUGGAUUGUUUGGAAACUGCUGGCAAGAUCGAGUCUAUAGAUGGCCCAUGGAGUGAGUCCAACGGGAUAUGCUCACUGCACAGCUAUAACAGCAGUAGUAACAGCAAUAGCAGUAGCAUCAGCAGCAUAAGUAGCACAUCCAGUGAAAGUGAGUAUAGGACCACAACAGGGACUGGUGACCUUGAGGCAGAUGCCGAUUCACUGACAUGUAAACAGUCAGAUUUAUCUUCUAAUGAUCAGUUUGAGAAUGAUGGCCAGAAACUGGUUUCUAAGCGUCCACGCAUGGUGAUGACCGAUUCGUUUGGUCCGUCAGGAACAGGAAUCACUUCGACCAUGCAAGAAGCAUACAAGGCAGGGUAUAAUUCUAUUGAAGUUAACAACUCAGCCACCACAGGGGUGGUAAAUGAUUCUCUAGGAUCUCAUUGGUUUGAUGAUGAAGGCAGGGGUAUUGGCAUGGACAUCCAAAUACUUCUUUCUGAGUUUGGGGAUUUUAGUGAUUUCUUUGGAGAUGAUGUUCUGCCUUUUGGUGAGCCCCCAGGAACUGCAGAAUCACAAGCUCUAAUGUUUCCAGUUGCAGACUCAGGAGAUGUAAGUGGUAGUCCUUGUACUGUGGGGAUGGAUUUAACAGAUCAGAUGUUUUUAUCUGGAUUUCCAUCUAUUGAUGGCUUUACUGCACCUCCUUCAGUUGUAAUGGAUGAAUCACAGAGCAUAAAUCAAGAAGUUAUUCGGUCAGGUGCUCCAGGAAAUUCUUCUUCAGCACCCUCCACAAGUGUGUUUGAUCAUUUGUCUAAAGCUGAAGCCAUGAUGACAUUCGCUGAAGAAUAUAGAGCUGUUGAAACCCAUGCAAAUGAUUUGCCCUCAUCAAUUUUCAGAAGCCCAUACAUGCCAAGUUCUAGGAAGGUAGAUAGUUCACAUUCAACCUCUUGUGCUUAUGUGUAUGGUGCAGUGCCACCUUCUUCUUGUUUGGAUGUCUCAGAUGAGAAUCUUAACGUGCCGUUGAAUUCAAAAGCUGAUCCUGCGGGGCAUGAAGCAAGUUCCACUCUCUACUCAAAUAAAUACUACACUCAUGUUGAGUGGGGGAAAGAAAAGCUUGAUGAUAGAUCAUUGGCUUGUAAUAAUACCGCUGCUUCUUGUGAGGUGGUAACACCAUCUUCUUCUGUUUCUGGUUUCAAUUCUGCAAAUGCUGCUAAAGUUUUCCAGAAGAAGAAUGAAGGAACAUUUGAAGCAGGACACCUGUUGUUGUCUGCCAAGACUGUGCUUGCUACCGAAGUUGAGUGCAUCAUGUUCCAAGCUUCUAUGUGCAGGAUGCGUCACAUGCUGUUUUCAUCGAGUCAUUCAGUGCCUACUGGGCUGAGUAGAUUAACUGGCAGUGCUGUUUUGGAUCAGCUCCCAGGGGACCCAAGCACCCCAGGAGACAAGUUUUCUAGCAAGUAUGAGGUAAAGAAAAAGGAAAACAUACCAGUUAGAAUAGCAGGUGAUGUUGAUGGAGGAAUACUUGAUGGGCCUGUUAAUGCACCUGUUGGUGUUUGGCGUUCUGUUGGGGUUCCUAAAGGGGCCAAGUCCACAAAUUCACCAAGUAUUGACAAUACACCAUGUUUGCACCAGACUCUUUUCAAUGAGGAAGGUAUGGUGACAUACUCUCACAAACAACCUGUUGAAGAGCUUCUGGAUGCUAUGGCCUUACUUGUCCAACAAGCUACUUCAUUUGUUGAUGUGGCACUGGAUGCUGACCAUGGUGAUGGUGUAUAUGGUUGGCUUGCACUACAAGAGCAAUGUAGGCGUGGAUUUCCUUGUGGGCCUUCUAUGGUCCAUGCAGGCUGUGGUGGAGUUAUGGCUUCUUGUCAUUAUCUGGACAUCGCUGGUUCAGAGUUACUUGACCCACUUUCUGCUGAUGUUAAUGCAUCAUCUGUAAUUAGCUUGCUACAGUCAGACAUCAAAGCCGCUCUGAAGUCUGCAUUUCCAAAUUUGGAUGGCCCAUUAUCAGCCACUGAUUGGUGCAGGGGCCGCAGUCAAUCAGGCGAUGCAGGUACUGUGUGUGACGGAUAUUCUGCUGAAUCCAGUUUAAGUGAAUCUAAAGAUGCUUCAAGUGCCAUUACUUUAGCCAUUGGGGAGCCAAUCAGCCCAUCACAGUCAUCAACUGGUGGUUCAUCUGGCCCAAAGGUGUCUAGCACAACUGAUGGAGCUAGAGUGGAUGAAACAUGUCAAAGAAGAUCAAACUCAGAUAUUUGUGGUUCAGAGACAGAAAUGCAGAUUGGCUUUCCUCGUCUCAGACCAACAUUAUAUGUGCUUCCAUUCCCAGCUAUACUUGUUGGGUACCAGGAUGAUUGGCUGAAGACAUCAGCAAACUCUCUACAACUAUGGGAAAAGGCUCCUUUUGAACCAUAUGCCCUACCAAAACCCAUGACUUAUUAUGUUAUAUGCCCAGACAUUGAUCCCCUUAUCUCUGCUAGUGCUGAUUUUUUUCAACAAUUAAGCACCGUUUAUGAAACAUGCAAACUGGGAACUCAUGCACCGCAGAAUGUGGGAGGCCAGUUAGAGCAAGCCUCUGGGAAAUCAUCUCAUGGUUUUGUUUUUGUUGAUUGUCCCCAGUCAAUGAAGAUAGAAAACAGUAAUGCCUUUAGGAUGGGCUCAAUAAGUGAUUAUCUUUUGUCUUUAUCAAAUGGCUGGGAGUUGGCAAGCUUUCUUAAGUCUCUUUCUAAGAUUCUCAAGGCUCUCAAACUUGGUUCAAAUAUAACGACAAAUCAAAAAGACGGUGUUAGUGGUCCUUGCACGGUAAUCUAUGUGGUGUGUCCCUUCCUUGAGCCCAUUGCAAUUCUUCAGACUCUGAUCGAGUCUUCCCGUGCCAUCGGGUCAGUAGUUUUCUCAUCUGAUAAAGAGAGAAGGUCUUCAUUGCACACUCAGGUUGGGAAGGCUUUAAGUUGCUCGACUGCUGUGGACGAAACAUCAACAUCAAAUGUUGUGACAAUUUCAGGGUUUAGUAUUCCAAAAUUGGUCUUGCAGAUUGUGACCGUAGAUGCUAUUUUUAGAGUUACUAGUCCAGUUCUUAAUGAGCUUGUCCUUCUCAAGGAGAUUGCAUUCACAGUUUACAAUAAAACCCGCCGUAUUUCUCGGUCAUCUUUUAGUGAUGUGCAAUCAGCAGGCAUCUCAGGUAAACCAAGUGCAACUUUGAUGCAUAUGUCCUCUAUCCCAGGGAUGUGGAAGGACUGUGCUCCUAGAAUUACUGGAACAUCCCUUCCAAGAGAGGGUGAACUUGAUUCUGGCUUGAGGCCUGGGACUUGGGAUAAUUCUUGGCAGUCAACAAGGGGUGGAGGACUAGGCUGUGAUCCAAACAGACCUGGGGAUUUUCUUCUUCAAGAUGAUGCCAGAUGUUUGUUCGAACCACUAUUUAUUCUGGCUGAGCCUGGCUCUGUGGAGCAUGGAAUUAUGCCCCCACUGUUUGGUAAUGAAAUAUCGGAGUCUACAAGGGCUUCUACAGAUGAUAGUGCUGGUGGUGGCUUCAUGCAGGGUUCUAGCUCAGCAGGAAGUAUGGAUAUUGGAUCAAGCUCUCUUCUCGAUGGAUCAGAACCUGAAGGAUGCAGCAAUCAAAAGAAUGCAAGCCUUCAUUGUUGCUAUGGGUGGACUGAGGAUUGGCGUUGGUUAAUCUGCAUCUGGACAGAUUCCAGAGGAGAAUUGCUUGACAGCCACAUUUUUCCUUUUGGUGGAAUCAGUAGUCGGCAGGAUACAAAGGGGCUACAAUGUGUUUUUGUUCAGGUGCUCCAUCAAGCUUGUCAGAUGAUAUCAUGUUCUUCCCCUGAGGUUGGUACUGCUAAGUGUAGAGAUAUUGUUAUCUCACGCGUUGGGUCCUUCUUCGAGCUAGAAUGCCAAGAAUGGCAGAAAGCCAUUUACUUGGUUGGUGGAAAUGAAGUGAAGAAGUGGCCGCUACAACUUCGACGUUCUUCACCUGAUGGGAUCUCUACAAGCAGUAGUGGGACUUCCUUACAGCAACAGGAGAUGAGUUUUCAAGAAAGAACUCUACCUUCCUCACCCAAUCCUCUAUACAGUCCUCACACAAAAACUUCUACUUUUAUGAAAGGUGUUUUAGGACAGAACAAUACGAGGAAGCAGCUUAUGGGUGGUCAAAUGUCAGUUGACGGUACAAGGGGGCUGUUUCAGUGGGUGCAGAGUAUCAGUUUGGUUGGGGUUUCCCUUGACCAUUCCCUGCAUCUAGUCUAUCAUGCUGAUUCUUCUUCCCCUGGGGGCGGAGUUCAAGGUGGCAGCAGCAUUGGACCAUCAAGCUAUUUGGAAGGUUUCAGCCCUGUGAAGUCUCUUGGAUCUACAUCAGCAACCUACAUUCUAAUCCCUUCACCCAGCAUGCGCUACCUCUCUCCAAUGCCUCUACAGCUCCCAACAUGCCUUACUGCUGAAUCUCCACCUCUGGCCCAUCUCUUACAUAGUAAAGGAUCAGCUAUUCCAUUAUGCACUGGAUUCGUGGUGUCAAAAGCGGUACCCUCUGUCAGGAAGGAUUCCAGGAGUAUCUCAAAGGAGGAAUGGCCUUCAGUUUUAUCGGUCAGUCUAGUUGACUACUAUGGUAGUAACAACAUAAUCCGAGAGAAGAUUGCUAGAGGAUCUAUAAAGCAUGGUAGGGGUUUAAGCACGGAAGGAAGAAACUUUGAGAUUGAAACUCAUUUAAUUCUUGAGUCUGUUGCAGCAGAGCUUCAAGCUCUGUCAUGGAUGACUGCGAGCCCGGCAUAUUUGGACAGGCGAACUGCAUUGCCUUUCCACUGCGACAUGCUUUUGAGGCUAAGAAGGCUGCUUCAUUAUGCUGAUAAGGAGCUCCCUCAGCAACCUGAGAAGUCAUAGCUAGAUUAAUGUGACUAGGCAGGCUAAACUUGUUCACUUGGUAGUUAAUAUGGAUCACACCUUGGACUAGGAAGCAAUGGAGAUGAAGACCAAGAGUGCUGUAUGCAGGAUUUUUUGUUACAUAUACUGCCAAUGUUGCAGUUCUGUACUAUUAGUGUAACAUUUGUACAUGUAAUUGAAAAUGCCUCCCGAGUGGGGGGAUGAGUUGCAACAA
This is a messenger RNA of Macadamia integrifolia, 6729 nucleotides long. Its product is annotated as mediator of RNA polymerase II transcription subunit 13. Gene Ontology annotation, biological process: regulation of transcription by RNA polymerase II. Gene Ontology annotation, cellular component: mediator complex. The coding region runs from base 546 to 6515 and encodes 1989 amino acids. NCBI's taxonomy places the organism in Eukaryota, Viridiplantae, Streptophyta, Magnoliopsida, Proteales, Proteaceae. The record is from RefSeq and is a predicted model, not a curated record. Gene Ontology annotation, molecular function: transcription coregulator activity. The transcript has 25 exons.